GAAGGGCCGGCGUUUGAAGUGUGGGGCGCGAGCGCGCACCAUGGCGGCCCCGGAGGAGGACGAGGAGCGGUACCGGCGGCUAGUGAGCGGAGCGAAGGCGGCGGCGGGCGACGGGGACCUGCAGGAGGCUCUGCGGUUGUUUCGGCUGGCGGCCGCUAUCCGCCCCAGCGAGAAGUUGCGGGGCCGGAUGCAGCGUGUGGAGGAGGCGCUGGCGGCGGUGGGCGAGGAGGAGGACGAGGAGGAAGGCUUCGUGGAUGUCUGCGGCAGCGGCCUGCUGAUCUACGGGGAGAUGCACGAGAAGCUCUUCCAACACCAGCGCGAAGGCGUCGCCUUCCUCUACCGCCUGCACCGUGAGGGCCGGCCAGGCGGCAUUCUGGCUGAUGACAUGGGUUUGGGGAAGACCAUCCAGGUCAUCGCCUUCCUCUCGGGUAUGUUUGAUGCCGAGCUCAUCCAGCACGUCCUGCUCAUCAUGCCUACCACGCUGGUCAGCAGCUGGCUGGCUGAGUUUGCUCGCUGGACGCCUGGCCUGCGCGUCAAGGAUUUCCAUGGCAACAGCAAGACGGAGCGCACCAGGAACCUGGAGAGGAUCCAGAGGAAGAACGGCAUCAUCAUCACGAGCUACCAGAUGCUCAUUAACAACUGGAAGCAGCUCGCCAGCAGCCGUGAGCAGGAGUUCGUCUGGGACUACGUCAUUCUUGAUGAAGCGCAUAAAAUCAAGUGUCCGUCAAACAAAACAACUCAGUGUGUAUACGCGAUUCCUGCAAAGCAUCGCAUCCUCCUGACGGGUACCCCAGUGCAGAACAACCUGCGGGAAAUGUGGUCCUUGUUUGACUUUGCGUGCCAGGGCUCUCUCUUGGGAACGGCCAAAACCUUCCGAAUGGAGUAUGAGAAUCCCAUUACCAGGGCGCGGGAGAAGGAUGCAACUCUAGGCGAAAAAGCGCUGGGCCUAAAGAUAUCUGAGAAUCUAAUGACAAUCAUAAAGCCAUAUUUCCUCAGGCGAACCAAAGAAGAUAUCAAAAGCAAUUGUGCUGACGAACCAGAUGCUCCUCUUCCUGAGGAUCCAAGUGAGAAUAAUGCUCCUGUCAUGCCGUCCCUCACUAGGAAAAAUGACUUUGUUGUGUGGGUGUACUUGGUACCAGUGCAGGAAGAAAUCUACAGGAACUUUCUCUGUCUGGAUCAUGUGAAAGAAGUGCUGAUGACAACCCGAUCACCUUUGGCUGAGCUGACUGUCUUGAAGAAGCUGUGUGACCACCCUAGGCUUCUGCCUGCAAGAGCAUGCAUCCAGCUGGGGUUGGAAGAACAGGAGUGCUCUGGGCAGCAUCAGGGUCACAGGAGUGAAGAAGGUGUGCUUUCAGGCACUGACAAAAUAGAUCAUCUCUCUGAUGAGACACUGAUUCGAGAGUCUGGGAAAAUGAUCUUCCUUGUAGGACUUCUAGAAAGGCUGCGAGAGGAGGGACACCGAACCCUGGUGUUCUCACAGUCGAGGAAGAUGCUGGAUAUCAUAGAGCACGUCUUGUCCCGCAGGCAAUUCAAGAUCAUGCGUAUUGAUGGGACAGUGACACACCUAACAGAGCGGGAGAAGCGCAUUAAUGCCUUUCAGAGUAACAAGGACUACUCUGUCUUCCUGCUCACCACGCAGGUCGGUGGCGUUGGUAUAACCUUAACGGCAGCCAGCCGAGUGGUGAUCUUUGAUCCCAGCUGGAACCCAGCCACAGAUGCUCAGGCUGUAGACAGAGCUUAUAGGAUCGGGCAGAAAGAGAACGUAGUCAUUUACAGACUGAUUACGUGUGGUACAGUAGAAGAGAAAAUAUACAGGCGACAAGUAUUUAAGGAUUCAUUAAUAAGACAGACUACUGGUGACAAGAAGAACCCAUUUAGAUAUUUCUCCAAACAGGAACUAAGGGAGCUUUUCACAUUAGAAGACACUCGAACGUCUGCAACUCAGAUCCAACUGCAGUCUUUGCACGCUACCCAAAGAAAGACCGACCUGCAGCUGGAUGAACACAUCACUUAUUUGCACUCUCUGGAGAUGUUUGGCAUUUCUGACCACGACUUGAUAUACACAAGGGAAAUAGCUCAUGAGGAGCAAGUUGAGAGUGAAGAAGCCCAUCAGUACAUCCAGCAGAGGGUCCAGAAAGCCCACGAGUUAGUUCAGUUGGAGUCCCAGCUGAGAGACCAGAGGAUAGAGGGGAUCAGAAAUGCUUGCGAAGAGAUGUUGCAAAGACCACCAGAACGGGUUUCUGAGCCAAAGACGUUGUCUCCAGGGCUGAACAAGAUAAAUGACUCUGGUUUACCCCAAGUAGCUGAUAAACAUGAAAAUGAUGGGGUUAUCGAUCUUACAGAGGACAAAGAGGUCCAGGUUCUGAAUGUUAGCUCCAAAAUGACAAGCCUGACUAUAAAUGACUUGGAUGAAGAGCUACUGGCACGAGAUGUGUCCAGUAUAGAUACAGAGCUGCUUAAUAACAGCAAGACAGUGAAACAAUCCAACAUACAAGAAUCUGAGCAAAAUCUUGAAUUGAGCAUUAUAUCGUCAUCACCUGGACUUCAUCCACUUGAUAAAGAGAGUCAGAGUCCUGAGGAGAAACAUUCUUCCCAUGUAAGCUCAGACAGCUUGAUCGAGGCAGGGAAUGGCCUGUCUAGGCAUCGUCUGCAUUCUCCUAAUGAGUCUGGUAUGGCUGGUGAUCCCAAAAGGUCAAGAGAUUCAGAAAUGCCAGAUCAGGUACUUGACCCACAUACUGCCUUGGGAGCGGAUAAGAAUGACGUUCCUGAGCUCACUGGGGCUGCCACAGUGCCAAGUUUAUCUAAUGUCACACCAGAAAUCCAUGCUGGGCUCCAGAAGUCUCGUGUGUUAGAAGCCAGCUUGGAGGAUAUGUCUGCAGUUUCUCUCCAGGAACAAGUUGACUUCAAUCUGGUCUUGGAAGAGUCUGAUGAGGGAUGGCAAGAUGCCUCUGACAGGCAAAGAUCACUGGAGCACCCAGAAAAUGAGGGCUUCCAGCUAAAAGCAGGAAGCCUUUGUACAUCUCCAACAAAACCUUGGCUAAGUGAGAAUGGUAACUGCGGAAAACCAUGCCACGCAGCUGAAGAAGAGCCAAACAACUCCCUGCAAGGGAGUGAAAUGUCAGAGGAAAGCAGUGGUGUCUUUACUUUCAGUAGAAAGAAACGCUUAAAAAGAAUUGCUUCAGACAGUGAAGAUGAUCCCAUUACGGUCUUGGAGGAAAACCAAUCUGAAAAAAGAUCCUCUCCCUUGAGCAGCCCUCGGUUUCAGUUUCUUGAAGGGAUUAGUGCAUCCACUCCUAAAUGUGACAGGAGUUUAAUAAAUGCUCUCCCUUCUCCCCAGCUAACUAACAGUGGCAGGAGGUCUACCGCUUCCAGGCGAUCUCUGAUCAACCGGGUAGUAGAUGAGGUUGAUGAUAUUGGAGAAAUAAUGGGAGCCACCGAUGAAGAAGACUAUGAUGGUGAUGAGGAGCAAGACUAUCUUGUGGAAGAAGCUCAGGAGUGUAGCGGGGAAUCUGCCGAGACAGAAGAAGAACCUACUGGAGAAACACUUAAUACAGAAGAAUCCUUCCAUCUAGACGCUAUAGCCUCUGGGCAGUCUGAAGCAGAUGAGAUGGAGUCAUCUCAGGAGGAAUCCACCGGUGAUGCUGAGCUUCAGUCGGGUGAGCAGAUAGAUUACUUCACCCAGGAAAGCAUCUCUGAGAAAGAGGUUGGUCAGAGCUCUUCUCCUGCUGUAGGUGAUUACAAUACCUUGGUAGACAGUGGGAAGAAACUUAAGGAUGACGGGAAACUACAGGAGGCUUUGAACUGUUUCCUGCAAGCUCUUGACAUGAAAAGUGGAGAUCCCGAAGUUAUGUUGAUGACUUUAAACUUGUACAGACAGCUAGCCCAGAAAUGAAAUACAUAGACCUUUAUUAAGUAUAGGCUUCCUUUUUCUCAUUAAAUGUUUGAACUGCAUCACCAAUUUUUUUGACCUAGUCUAAGACUGGUGGCUGCAAUGUGCACUUGAGCAUCUCCUCCUGCGUGAGCGAACAGCCUAAGCAGCUCAUUGUUUGGUGUUGGGGAAGGGAUCUCACUGUGGACUCAGUUCACAAAGAUGAAAGUUCAUGCUCCUGUCUGAUUAUUUCAUUAAAAAAAGGGUUGUCUUUUGUUUAAACUCUUCUCCCAGCUUGCAGCCCUGCCUUCCUCUUUCUGCCUUUCAGAUUCUCUCAGUGCCUCUCCUGGAGGGACCUGGGAGUGCGGUUCCAGGGCAGCUUGAACUGCUGUAGUUCCUCCCUCCUUGGUUUGCAAUAAGCCAAUUUUUCUGCCUCAACACCACCCACUGUUUGGGUGAGCUGGAUGCUGGUGCAAAGGAGGGAACAGAACUACUGCAACCUGUAUUUUACAUUGGUCAAGGAAUGCAUUUGCUGUGGAGGAGAACAACAAACCAAAGCAGUUGGUUGCUGCUCUAAAUCUUCCCA
Molecule: messenger RNA, 4454 nt
Organism: Cuculus canorus (common cuckoo)
Lineage: Eukaryota; Metazoa; Chordata; Aves; Cuculiformes; Cuculidae
Gene: ERCC6L
Product: ERCC excision repair 6 like, spindle assembly checkpoint helicase
Exons: 2
Coding region: 41-3892 (1283 amino acids)
Molecular function (GO): ATP-dependent chromatin remodeler activity; ATP binding; DNA translocase activity
Source: RefSeq, a predicted model, not a curated record